AUGCCGCAUAUUAGUAAGCUGAUAGACUUUGGAUCCAGUGUCGUGCUUGAGUCGCAAGACAAUGACUACUUAAGAGGCACUAUCGGAACCCCAGCCUUUCUCGCUCCUGAAUGCGUUCAGGGUACAGGGGAAGCCUAUUCAGGAAGGAAAGCAGACAUAUGGGCAUUGGGAAUAACACUGGCACUGAUGCUGACUGGGAAGCUCCUCUACGAUGGGUUUACGAAGUAUGAUGUAAUUGAGGCUAUUAGAACUAAGCCUCUUGACAUUGAAAAGAGCGAAUUGUUCAAAUCCGUUGAUAUACACGUGAUUAAUCUCCUCGAAAACGCCCUAAAUCGAAAUCCCGAGGAGAGAUUCAGUGCACUAAAAUUAAAGGUACUAUGA
Molecule: messenger RNA, 381 nt
Organism: Hydatigera taeniaeformis
Lineage: Eukaryota; Metazoa; Platyhelminthes; Cestoda; Cyclophyllidea; Taeniidae
Source: the annotation of a GenBank genome assembly